Callorhinchus milii (elephant shark) is the source of this 3344-nucleotide messenger RNA. It is a transcript of the gene eif2s2, whose product is annotated as eukaryotic translation initiation factor 2, subunit 2 beta. The transcript is spliced from 9 exons. Gene Ontology annotation, cellular component: eukaryotic translation initiation factor 2 complex. The record is from RefSeq and is a predicted model, not a curated record. Gene Ontology annotation, molecular function: mRNA binding; translation initiation factor activity; translation initiation factor binding. Lineage: Eukaryota; Metazoa; Chordata; Chondrichthyes; Chimaeriformes; Callorhinchidae. Gene Ontology annotation, biological process: translational initiation; formation of cytoplasmic translation initiation complex; formation of translation preinitiation complex. Bases 194 to 1192 code for a protein of 332 amino acids.
UGGGGGGGCGGGAUCUGCGGCAUCAAGUUAGAUUAAGCGGGGCCUGGCUGUGACAGGAGAGGCCGAGGCGCGUGAGCGAGUGAGCGGUCGUUUUAUUCAAAUCCCCCCCCCCACCCCCGAUUGAAACCGGGCCUGAAAACAUCCCCGUCUCACCGCCCUGCACAGCCCGAGAGUGGAGGGAGAAGCCGCAAACAUGUCCGGAGACGAGAUGAUUUUCGAUCCCACAAUGACUAAAAAGAAGAAGAAAAAGAAGAAGCCCUUCAUGCUGGAGGAAGAUGGCACCGAGCAGCAGCCAGAGGAGAUGCCGACCACAGAGUCGAAGGAAACAGUACUGUCCGAGAGCGUGGAGGAAAAGGCACUUGACGCAGAUGAUGAGGACACCAAGAAAAAAGACACAACAGAUGAUUUAGAUGACUUGGAUUUCUUCAAUCAGAAGAAGAAAAAGAAAAAACCCAAGAAAGCCUUUGACAUUGACGAUGGUGUAAAGGAUUUGAAGAUUGAAAAUGAAUUGACUGAGCCAGGGGAGGUGGAGGAUGACUCCUUCAUUCUGAGCACAAUGAGGAAGAAGAAACCAAAGGUUGUGAUGUUUGAGGAAGAGUCGUGUAAUGAGAAGAUGGACAAUAUGCUUGACGAUGAUGAUAACAAAAAGGAUGAUGGUAUCACUUUCACCUCUCCGAGCGGCCCGGCCUGGGCUGGAUCGGAGCGGGACUACACUUAUGACGAGUUGCUGACUCGAGUAUUUAAUAUAAUGCGGGAAAAGAACCCCGAUAUGGUGGCCGGUGAGAAGCGCAAGUUUGUAAUGAAACCACCUCAGGUGGUCAGAGUCGGAACCAAGAAGACUUCAUUUGUGAAUUUCACGGAUAUUUGCAAACUUCUCCAUCGUCAACCCAAGCAUCUUCUUGCGUUUUUAUUGGCUGAGUUAGGUACAAGUGGAUCCAUUGAUGGCAACAGCCAGCUUGUAAUCAAAGGAAGGUUUCAGCAGAAACAAAUAGAAAACGUAUUGAGGCGAUACAUCAAGGAAUAUGUGACGUGCCACACCUGUCGAUCACCAGACACCAUCUUGCAGAAAGACACACGUCUGUAUUUCUUACAGUGUGAAACGUGUCAUUCACGAUGUUCAGUCGCCAGCAUCAAGACCGGCUUCCAAGCUGUGACAGGCAAACGAGCACAGCUCCGAGCCAAGGCCAACUAGCCUGGGUCAGAGCCACACUGGCAGUUGGGGAGUGAUGUGAUAGGACUGUUUUACUGGACCCGGGGGUGGGGGUAGGGGAGGGUUUUAAGUGCAUCCCGAAAAGAUAACACAAAUUGGUGCCGAGUCGCCAACUAAGAGGUACCAGAGUGAGAAGGGAGAGCCUUUCUCUGUGAACGCCUCCAGAGAUGAGAGUGUGUUGUGUUAGUACAGUUAAUGUGCCCUCUUCAGGCCACCCAUGUGCAAAUACCCAAGGAGAUUGCCUUCUGCACUGAGACUUGUACUAACUGCAAUAGUGAUUAAGGAAGCUCCUAACGCAUCAAUGCAUCUUACUGCAGUAUCAUCAACUGACCCCCCCCCCCCUCUCCCCGGCCACUGGCUAUCCUGUUCUGGCCGCUUUGUGUUAGGUUGUGGGGAGGGUGGGGGUGGGGAAGGGUGAAAAUUAAAUACUGUCACCAAAUAUAAAUGGUUUAACAAAACAAAUAUCAAUAGGGACACAUUUAGAUUUUUUUUAAUCAAAACAACUUAAUCCAAAUGGCCCCAGCAGCCUAGCUUUUCCAUCUGGCCAGGGUUCAGCACGGUCUAUAGCAACUGACUUUACCAUGUUUUGCAAUGAUCAUGGAGGGUCUCCCCAUGUUCAUCUGGGGUUAUUUUUUGGGGGGAGGGAGGGUGAGAAAGGUGGAUAGGUGGUAUGUAUAACCGAUUACUAUCGCCCUUCUCCUGGAUUGUACACCGACCGGUUGGUGGAAAUGUACUGAGACUUGAGGUGUAAUAAAGUAAUGAAGUUGUUGUUACAGUAACUCUCAACAUGAUUCUGCAACUGUUUGAUUCCAAAUUAAACACUGUUCAAAAUUAAAACUAUAGAGUGACUUGUCGAGGAAGCUGUAAACUAGCUGCUAACACUGAUGGUCACUGCAGAGCAGUUCAGCUGAUCUGAUCGGCAGGAGCUAGGUACCAACUCGAUGGUAACAGGCACCUGUGAGGAGCAUGUGAACACGCAGAGACACAAGAUGGACAUCUGCCUAUCAGUAAGAGCUUUUCAGUGUUUUAAAACUCUGAACUUAACACUGAGUUACUUUUAUAUACUUGUGUUUAUUUGAAUAAGACUUAAGUCUGACACAGGACCAAUCUCGCUCUCGCACCACCAGCCCUCCUGUGUACAAUCCAGCAUCUCCCGGGCACAGUAUUGGACUGUUCUCAAACACAAUGCACAUCUCAUUUAGUUACAUAACAGUCAGAUUAUAGUAUAGUUGGCAAACAUUAAAUGGAUAAUUUGAUGAGUUUAGAAUCUGGGGUUGAGUGAGGUGUCCACUAGCUUUGCAGGGUGAAGUCCCAGACAUUGUUGUCUGUUGCACACUUCACUCAUCCCUCCAAGCUGUUGUUUGGUGGGGUGGAGCGGGAGUGAUGCAGAGGCUCCAAAUUAGCCACGGUUUCCUGCUUAAAACAUGUCUUCCUGAUUAAUCCAAAUCAAUUUGAGUUAUAGUAAUCCUUUCAUUUGAUAUAGCGCCUUAUCAUGUCGUUAUAAAAUUGGCAAAUGGUUUGUUAUUUGGAGAAGGGAAAGGUAGAGAAGUGGCACUAUUUCUUAAGCCAAUUAAGGCAAAAAGUGUUUCUCCCCUUAAAAGCCUGGUUUUCCUGUGUCAAUUAUUCUCCUUUUGUGAGAUUACCAUUAUUUUGGCUGAUUAAUUAUAUACAGCAUUGUCUUUAUUAGUUUCACUGAGAUGCAUCCCUUCCAUUUGCCCAUUAUUCCUGACAUCUGGAUCUUUCACCACAAACAUUCAAAUCCCUGACUUGUUUGUGAGGAGUGUGACAGGCUUGAUGCAUCAUCCUCUGGCCUGUGUUGAGCAUUCUUUCAAAUACAAACUGCGGCAUUUGUGAUUUCGGAGAGAGAGGAAAAUGAUGGUUUUGAUGUUUCCUACUGUAGUUAUGAGGUGGGGGGUGGAUAAUGCCUUUUAGGAAUAAUCCCGAGAAAUGUUGUAGAUGCUGAAUAAAGUGGAUUUUGUAACUAUUUUUCUUUACUGCUGCAACGGAGUGCCGAGUGCAAUUAUUUUUAAGGCGCUGUUGAUCAUUCCCCACCCCACCCUUGUGUGGCAUAUUGAGUGGAACAGACUUGGAGUGCACUGGAAGUUGUUUAAAAUAAAGUAAAAGGACCGCUUGA